Messenger RNA from Leptopilina boulardi, 4009 nucleotides. RefSeq names its product G-protein coupled receptor Mth2-like. Bases 232 to 1821 code for a protein of 529 amino acids. Gene Ontology annotation, molecular function: G protein-coupled receptor activity. NCBI's taxonomy places the organism in Eukaryota, Metazoa, Arthropoda, Insecta, Hymenoptera, Figitidae. Gene Ontology annotation, cellular component: membrane. The record is from RefSeq and is a predicted model, not a curated record. The transcript is spliced from 5 exons. Gene Ontology annotation, biological process: cell surface receptor signaling pathway; G protein-coupled receptor signaling pathway.
AAAUAUACAUAAAAAUGAAAUUAUUCAUAAAAAUUUUUUAAUUUUCAACUUGUUAGAAAUUUUUUUAGUAGUUUAAAGUCUCUGAUCAUUUGAGAAUAUUUAUUAUUUAUAAAUUGAAAAUGCUACUAUUAGUGUUUAUUGUUAGUAAAGUGAAUAAUUUUAAAAAUUAUUAUAAAAUUAGUAUAAUUUAAUUUUAAACAAUGUAGUUUAAAUCAGCCUUAUUUAUCCAAAAUGAUGAUUAAAAUAAAUGUAAAUAUAAAAACGGUGGUAACAAUGUGUAAAAGAAAAGUUGGAAUACUUGUUUUAUUGUACAGUUUUGUAAUGCAAUGCUGCUGUGAAGAAAUGAAAUAUUCACCCUGUCCUGCUUCACUAACAAAACGUCUCUUUAAUUACACCAUACUGGCCAACAAAACUUUGACCGAUCGACAAGGAUCUUACUCACCAGAUCUUUAUUGGAUUGAUGAUAACAAUAAUAUUACUUAUGGAUGUAUGUGCAAUAACUUAUCAAAACCAUGUAUUAGAAAAUGUUGUGAAGUUGGAAAAGUGUUGAAUGGAAGUUUAUGUGUUGAUUUUACAACAGUCAAAGGAUCAUUACCUACACUAAGACUUGAUAAACAGAACUUAGAUCGAGACCUAUGGGGAAUUAAUAAUUUUGAAGAAGCUUUUCAUAUAGUACAAAGUAUGAUUGUGUGUCCCAAUGGUUUUAAUAGAAUAAUUCUUAAUCCUGAAUAUCCAGAAGAUAUGUUUUUUCUCUAUAAGAAUGGUUCGCUUCAAAGAAGUUCGGAGCAGUAUUAUUUACCUUCUGAUUAUUGUUUGGAUUGGACAGAUUAUAUAUACAAUUUCUCAGCUAUACUUUGUGAAGAUGAUAGCAAAAAUGUUGCCGAAAGCACUCAUCCGAUUGGCAUGAUUAUUUCUAUUCUAUUUCUCCUAAUUACGUUCAUGGUAUAUGCAAUUGUACCCGAACUUCAUAAUUUACAUGGAAAGACAUUAAUGUGUCACAUGGCUAGUCUUAUUGCAGCAUAUACUGGUUUAGUUAUUCACAAGUUUGACUUUGAAUAUCUAUCACAUAACAAUACCUGCAUUUUUCUAGCUUACAUGAUGUACUUUUCAUUCAUAGCUAGUUUUUUCUGGCUAAACGUAAUGUGUUUCGAUAUAUGGUGGACUUUUAGUGGCUUUCGACUUUCACAUGGGAGUUUUAACCAACGAGAAAACAGAAAAUUCAUUAUGUACACAAUUUACGCAUGGGGAUGUUCUUUAAUUUUAACGCUCUUAUGUUGCGUUAUGGAAACACUUCCAAAUAUUCCAGAUUAUAUAAUAAAACCUGAAUUCAGUAAGGACAAAUGUUGGUUUCAAGAAGAAUUAGCGAAAGGGAUAUAUUUUUAUUGUCCUAUGGGAGUCACUGUCUUAACUAAUAUAUGUCUGUUUAUUUCAACGUCCAUAAAAAUUUCAAAGCACAAAAAGGAUACAACAUGUCACUUGAAAAGUAGCGAAAGUAGGAGACAUGAUGACAGCAAACAAUGGUUUAACCUAUAUCUAAAACUGUUUAUUGUAAUGGGUAUUAACUGGUCAAUGGAAAUAAUAUCAUGGCUCUUAAAUGAUGAACCGAGUUGGAUAUUUUACAUCACGGAUAUUAUGAAUUCACUUCAGGGAUUCACGAUCUUCAUAAUUUUUGUUUGCAAGAAAAAAAUUAAACAAUUGCUUCUAAGACGUUUGAGGAAUGGUGAAAAAACAAGGAAGGGAAAUUUUCAAGUUCAUUAUCAAAGUUCGACUAAAACAUGCACUACUAUAAUGCCAUCAACAGAAAAACUCAUGAAUAAUUGAGAUAGAAAUUCGUUAAAACAAAAAGGUACUUUACCUUUUUGUUUUGACGAAUUUUUCCCUAUCUAAUAUAUAUAAAUACAUAUGUCAUAUAAUAUACAUACACAUUAGAUAUAAUAGCCCAAUGGGAAAUAAACCAUUGGUUUAAUAAUGACCCAACAUUGGGAGCCAGUCGUUAAAAUCAGAAUUAAAUUUUUUUCACACUUUGCCGUUUUGGUGGCAGGAGAUAUUUUAAUUAUCUCCAUAUGUGAAAUGAAUUGAAUGAAAUUUUUGUAUCUUUUUCUUGUCGAACUAUUGGCUGACAAUAGUGGACCACGUUUUAUUAAAUUUUUGGAUGAUAUGGCCAUUAUUACCCAAUGGGAAACUGCCACGAGUAACAAUUGGCGUAUUAAUUGGCCCAAUGAUGGGAGCCAAUGAAAAAACCAUUGGCACCUAAUAAUGGACCAUUAUUGGUAAAGUCAUGGACUGUCCACGCCGAUGCCAAUGAUUGGCAACCAUCAUUGGCAAAUUAUUGGCAACCAAAAAUUAGCCAAUAUUAAAAAUUUUAAUAAUAGUUUAAAAAAAAAUUAUUUUUAUUAUUUUUUAAUAAAUAUUAUUAUUAUUAUUUUAUUUUCAAUAAUUAAAUUAAAAUAAAAAAAUGGUCAUCACAUUAUUAGUGAUAUUAUUUUUGUGCUACGAAUAAUUUUAUGUUACAUUUUCGUAGUAAAAAAAUUAAGUAACUAAUAAUUACGUCUUUUAGUUAAUUAAUUUUUUUACAGAGAAUAUUUGACAAAAAAAUUAUUUCUCAUCGUGAUAUUUUUUUGGGCCACAAAUAAUUAUCUUGAAAAAAAUUUUUUUACUACGAAAAUUUGACAAAAAAAUUAUUUUCUUUAUCGUAAUAUUUUUUUUUGUCAAAUUUUCGUUAAAAAAAUUAAUUAACGAAUUAUUAAGUAUGACAUUAUGUUAUAAAUAAUUAUUUAUUAAGAUAAUUAUUUGUCAUAUUUAAAAUAAAAUAUCUAAUAAAAUCAAAUUUUUCAAAUGUUCCCGCCCUGCGCUGUUGGCUCAGCUCUGGACUUUAGUUUCGCUCAACGCCACAGGGAGGACGAACAUCAUAACUGUUUCUGCCAGUUGAUGUCCCAUUACAUUGGUAUAUAAGCAAAGAUCGAAAAUUUUUCCUCGUCGAAAUUUUUUCUGCCCGAUGUCUCUCCUAUUUAUUGGAUUUGAGACAAACUCUUUUUUGCAAGAAAUGGUUUCACUAAUACUGUGAUGACCAUUCUUUUAUUUCAAUUUAAUUUUUAAAAAUAAAAUAAUAAUAAUAAUAACUAUUUACAAAUAAUAAAAAUAAAAAAAAUUUAUUUUAAAUAAUUGAUUUUCUGAAUUAUUAUUAAAAUUUUUAAUAUUGGCUAAUUACACAGCCAAACAAAAAAAAAAGUACCCGGGCCGGGGAAUGAGACCAACAUUUCUUGAUGUAUUUUGAUGCGCUGAACACGAAUCUGAAGUCCGUUUAGCUCCAUCACGUCAGGAUUUUGACAUAACCUCAAAAAACAUAGCUGAUUUUAAAUGACAGGAGAAAUUUUUUAAAUAAUGGCAGAUUUGCUUGAAUCUUGUUACUCGGGGGUUUUUGGGGUCGCUGAUUACGAACUUAACGUCAGAUUUAUAAAAUUCAAAAUGGCGGAUCCAAUAUGGCGACGAAUUUUUAAAAAGUAGUUGGAUUUUUACGAAAAUUGGUAUCUAGGGGUUUUGGGAGUCGCUGAUUAGAAAUUUAUCGUCAGAUUAUUCAAAUUCAAAAUGGCGGAUCCAAUAUGGCGGACGAGUUUAUUAAAAAUAGUUGAAUUUUUAUGUAACUUGGCCGAUACUGGGGUUCCGAGUCCCUGCAUCGUAAUACGUUUCCUACGUGUGUCUGCCAUGACGGCAUCAAAGCCAUUAUCCAAGGACUUAGACGGAUAGCGGGCAAACUCCUUUGCCCACCGUCACCGCGUGGAGGUGCCCUGGAUGUAGACACAUGUAGAAACAUAAAGAUAUUUAACCACCGUACUAUAUCUGCCAUUUUAUAUUUAAAUAAUCUGACGUUAAAUUCGUAAUCAGCGACUCCAAAAAAACCCCAUGAUACCAAUUUUUGUAAAAAUCCAACUACUUUUUAAAAAUUCGUCCGCCAUAUUGGAUCCGCCAUUUUGAAUUUUAUAAAUUUGACGUUAAAUUCGUAAUCAGCGAU